Messenger RNA from Fraxinus pennsylvanica, 1695 nucleotides. NCBI's taxonomy places the organism in Eukaryota, Viridiplantae, Streptophyta, Magnoliopsida, Lamiales, Oleaceae. The record is from the annotation of a GenBank genome assembly.
AUGGGCACAAUUCAGACAUGGAGAAAAGCAUACGGUGCUCUAAAAGAUCACACCAAAGUCGGACUUGCCCAUGUUAAUUCCGAUUUCAAGGAUGUGGAUGUGGCGAUCGUAAAGGCUACAAAUCAUGUAGAAGUUCCACCAAAAGAUAGACACCUCAGAAAAAUUUUGGCUUCCACAUCGGCGAUUCGGCCUCGGGCUGAUGUUGCAUACUGCAUACAUGCACUUGCAAGACGGUUGGCAAAGACACACAACUGGACGGUUGCAUUGAAGACACUGAUAGUUAUUCAUAGAACAUUGAGAGAAGGUGAUCCCACAUUUAGGGAGGAACUUUUGAAUUUCCAGCAGAGAGGACGCAUCCUUCAAUUGUCCAAUUUUAAGGAUGAUUCAAGUCCCAUCGCUUGGGAUUACUCUGCCUGGGUUCGGACAUAUGCAUUCUUCUUGGAAGAAAGACUUGAAUGCUUUAGGAUACUGAAGUAUGACAUUGAAGCCGAGCGUCUUCCAGGAUCUGCUCAAGGCCAAGAGAAGGGUUACAGUAGGACUAGAAACUUGGACAGUGAAGAACUUUUGGAUCAACUGCCUACUUUGCAGAAACUGCUGUACCGUCUUGUUGGAUGCCGGCCUGAAGGAGCAGCUGUUGGAAAUUAUGUGAUUCAGUAUGCCCUUGCUCUGGUGCUCAAAGAGAGUUUUAAAAUUUAUUGUGCUAUAAAUGAUGGAAUUAUCAAUCUUGUUGACAAGUUUUUUGAGAUGCCAAGACAUGAAGCCAUUAAAGCUCUCGAUAUCUAUAAAAGAGCUGGUCAGCAGGCUGCUAAUCUUUCUGAUUUCUAUGAAGUUUGCAAAGGACUUGAACUUGCUAGAAAUUUCCAGUUCCCUGUGUUAAGAGAGCCUCCACAAUCCUUUCUCGUGACCAUGGAGGAAUAUAUAAGAGAAGCACCACAGAUGGUUUCUGUUCCAAUUGAACAUUUGGAAUAUCCGGAGAGGCUUCAGUUGACAUAUAGACAAGAGGAUGUUCCAUCACCUUCGGAAGAUGCAAAAGAGUUAUCUGAGGAAGCUAAACCACCGCCUUCAGAUGAUGCUGCUGUCUCAACCACUGAGGCAGCUUUUCCUCCUCCACCUCCUUUUCCUAAUAACUUGGACACUGAUGAUUUACUGGGCUUGAAUGCUACUGCACCUGAUGCAUCUGCUAUUGAGGAAAGCAAUGCGUUGGCUUUGGCCAUAGUUCCAACUGAUACCGCAUUUGACUCUAGUGCUUCACAAUCCAAAGAUUUUGACCCUACCGGAUGGGAACUUGCCCUGGUCACUACUCCCAGUAGCAACUUAUCUUCAGUUCAGGAGAGGCAAUUAGCUGGUGGACUGGAUUCUCUUACUCUUAAUAGCUUGUACGAUGAAUCUGCAUAUAGAGCAUACCAGCAACCAGCAUACGGAGCGCCUGUUCCCAAUCCAUUUGAAGUUGCCGAUCCAUUUGCUUUGUCCAAUACUAUUGCUCCUCCUCCAGCUGUUCAAAUGGCUGCCAUGUCUCAAUAUCAAAGUAAUCCUUUUGGUUCGUUCGAACCUGCUUAUCCCCAUCCCCAACAGCAACAAAAUUUACUGAUGACCCCACAAAAUCCUUUUGGCGAUUCGGGUUUUGGGGCAUUUCCUGUCAACCCCGUUGCUCACCCUCAAGCAAGCAACCCAUUUGGGAGCUCCAGCCUACUAUAA